Molecule: messenger RNA, 2964 nt
Organism: Chilo suppressalis (striped riceborer)
Lineage: Eukaryota; Metazoa; Arthropoda; Insecta; Lepidoptera; Crambidae
Source: the annotation of a GenBank genome assembly
AUGUUUUCGGACAGGCUGAACCGCUGCCCCUACCUCGCCGCUCGUGCUUUCACCUUCCGCCUAGCCUCAACCUCGCAAACGCCGCCUCAACACCACGCGCCGCCACCCAAUACCGAAAAAAAGCGGACUGCACUACCGACACAGUCAGCGGUAACCCACGCGCAGGCACAGCUCCCACGGCCCAACGGGUGCAGAAAUACCGCCGCUAGUGAUCGAGCAUCUGCCGGAGUGGCCCAUGCACAGGCGCGCCCUCCUCGACGCCCUUGCGGGUUGAGCUGGUACUCAUACGCCCUCACCGAAGACCGCAGCCUUAAGGUGGUCAUACGAGGGCUGCCUUACAAAACGCCGCAGGAAAAACCACCGAACCAGGGACAAACAGUCUUCUCGGACCUGCUGACGGACUUUGUCAAAAAGUUUGGGUCCGAACCGAGGGCGACGUGUAAAGAAGUGGAGAGGGGGGUACGGUACGACCCCCAACAUGUGAAUGAGGGAUACCGUUUUCUGUAUCACCAGAUGGCGCCAUUGUUGAGUGAGGUCCUGAAUUAUUCAGAAAACAACUCUGGCCAUACCCGUACUCUAGGCCGUACCCUCAGAUAUGUGUCGUUUCGUGAAAUUGAAGAAACGUUUGAUAAAAUAGCCGAGUAUGAUGCCUUCUAUACUGGUGGUGACAUACACCUUACUAUUGAUGGAGUACAUCUUCUUUGCCUGUGUGAGGAUGUUGUGAAAGUUGUAGAUGUCAAUACAGUAUCCACUGUGCUUAUAAUCGGUAAAUCUGAUGAAAAUGUAGAAAUUGAUCAAAUCAAUACAUUUCAACUGUCCAACAACAAUGAAGUAGUAGUGACAGCACAUAAAAGUGGGUUGAUGAAAUUGUGGGAUAAGGAAACUGGAAAGCAAAGGAAAAUGUGGAGAUCAGGCCACAAAGGUCCAGUUGCUCGUUUGGCAUUUGACUCUACAGAUGAAAAUAUAGCUUCAGGAGGGUCGGAUGGUAACAUACGACUAUGGGACUUUGAUCAUAAUAUGUGUACCAGUAGUUUGCGAGGAGCUGUAGGUGUAUUUUCAAUUUUAAAAUAUCAUCCUGAUGCUAGCAAAGAAUUAAUAUUUGGAGCUGCCGAUGAUACUAAAAUAAGAUCAUGGAAUUCAAAAACAGGAAAAGAAAGUAUGAUAUAUUCUGGACACUUCAGUAAAAUAACUUCCAUUCAGUUCACAUCAGAUGGUGAAUACAUGAUUAGUUCAGGUAGGGAUAGAGUACUGAUUCUUUGGAAAAUAAAUGAAAGCAGUGCUAUCAGAGUGAUACCAGUCUAUGAAAGUAUCGAAGCUUGUAUAUUGUUGCCACUGUCAUUUAAAAUUCCAAAUUUCAAGAAGAAAAUAGGAAUGGAUGGCAUUUAUGUAGCUUGUGCAGGAGAAAAAGGUAUUGUAAAGAUUUGGAAUAUGGAGAAGAGUAGAUUGAUGUAUGAGCAGGACAAUAGCUUAGUAUCACCUUCACACGAAGAAGGUGGUCUUGCAAUCACCAAUUUAUUAUUUAAUGAAGCGAGAAAUACUCUGUCUGUUGUUACAGUUGAUCAUAAUAUUAUAGUUCAUGAUUUAGAGUCUUUUGCUUGUAUAAAGCAAAUGGUUGGGUUUACAGAUGAAGUUUUAGAUAUAAUAUUCAUUGGCAAAGAUGAAAGUCAUAUUAUUGUAGCUACAAAUAGCCAAGAUUUGAAAUACUAUGAAUUUGAUAGCAUGAACUGUCAGAUUAUAAAAGGACACACAGAUAUAGUUCUAGCAUUGGCAAAAUUUCCUACAAAACCAGAAUUAUUUAUUUCUUCAGGGAAGGACAAUAGUGUGAGAAUAUGGCAUUGUAUUGAGACCAAUAAAGUAUUAUGUAUAGGUGUUGGUACCAGACAUACUGCUUCUGUAGGAUCUGUGUUCACUUUUCAAACAACUCAUAUGUUUUUUGCUUCAGUAAGCCAAGAUAAUUGUUUGAAAGUUUGGUCAGUUCCAGCCGAACUGACCUGUGCUGAUCAGAAAAUAAAAUCAAGUCACACUGAGCUAGCUCAUCAGAUGGAUAUAAAUUGUGUCACUGUAUCACCAAAUGACAGUAUGAUUGCCACUGGUUCGCAAGAUAAAACAGCCAAGUUGUGGACAAAAGACUUGAAAUUGUUAGGUGUGUUACUAGGUCAUAGAAGAGGAGUAUGGUGUGUUAGAUUUUCUCCAGUUGAUCAAGUUGUCCUUACUUCUUCAGCUGAUUGUUCCAUUAAAUUGUGGUCAAUAUCUGAUUUGAGCUGCUUGAAAACUUUUGAAGGUCAUGAAAGUUCAGUUUUGAAAGUUGAAUUCCUUAGUAGAGGUCAGCAAAUAUUUUCCUGUGGUGCUGAUGGUCUCCUUAAACUAUGGAAUAUUAAAUCAUCAGAAUGUAAAAUGUCUUUAGACAAUCAUGAUGGUAAAAUCUGGUCCCUAUCUGUUAAUAACAAUGAAAAUAUUAUAGUUACAGGAGGGUCUGACUCCAAAUUAGUUAAAUUAAAAGAUGUCACAACUGAACGUCGUGACAGGCUGGUGAAAGAAAAGGAACAGUUUAUUUUACAAGAACAAGAAUUGAUGAAUUUAUUACAUGAUAAAAAAAUGGUCAAAGCACUGAAAUUGGCACUACGCAUGGAACGACCUUUACAUGUCUUAAAAAUAGUCAAUGAUUUAGUAAAACAUGGAAAUGAAAAGCUUUAUGAAACCCUUAAGGAAAUCAACAACACACAAAAGGAAAAACUUUUAAAUUUUGCUUCUGAAUGGAACACAAACAAUAAAAACUGUCAUGCUGCUCAAAUUGUAUUUAACAUACUAUCACCAGAGAUUCUUAGUGGCAAUCUAAAGGUGUCAUCUCUUGGGAGUUUUAUAGAAGUCUUGGAUCACGUGGUGAAACCUCUCAGCAAUAGACAGGACUUUCCAGCAGGAUUCUGCCCUUGGCCACAAGGCACGAACUACUCAAGCCUGUCUUGA